Molecule: messenger RNA, 525 nt
Organism: Penicillium angulare
Lineage: Eukaryota; Fungi; Ascomycota; Eurotiomycetes; Eurotiales; Aspergillaceae
Exons: 1
Coding region: 1-525 (174 amino acids)
Source: RefSeq, a predicted model, not a curated record
AUGGCUCCCCAUAGUACGGUCGGUUGGUCAACCUGGGAGGAGGAAAACCUGUUACCCUGGUUGGAAUCAAACCGAUACUUGACCUGGAACGCUCUGUCUCACGCCUACUGGCAGCAAUAUCAAAUAAGAAGAAGCGCCGAGUCUCUGAGAGGGAAAAGGUACCACAUCCUUCGGAAACGCCGCGAUGCUGGUCAUACACCGAUCAAAAAUAAACGGCAACCUACAACGUGUGAACAUCGCAAACUCCUUGUGAAAGGGAGAAAAAAAAAUCCGCUCAAGCGCCGAAUCAGACGAUGGCUUCGAAAUGUUUCCACAGGACAAUCAGACCGCAGUGAUUCUACAGGAACCAAGAGAUCAUCGACCGGUAAGACAUCACCUAAUGUUUCUACUACAUACCAAGCUGAUCAAUUGGUAGGUCUCGAGGUAGUGCCGUCAGGUUCUGCCCAGCUUGAUUAUGCGAGAAACUUGUCGUGGAUCUGGGACUAUGCUCAUCGACUCGGUGCAGCAGGGAAAUUGGCUCUUUGA